AUGCUGCCAAAGAGGCAGGCUGUAAAUACAAACAAGUGCAAAGAGAAGAAAUAUGAUUAUGAUAAUUUGCCCACGACAUCUGUUGUCUUAGCGUUUUAUAAUGAAGCCUGGUCAACUCUCCUUCGGACAGUUUAUAGUGUCCUCGAGACAUCCCCGGACAUCCUGCUGGAAGAAGUUAUCCUGGUGGAUGACUACAGUGAUAGAGAGCACCUGAAGGAGCGCUUGGCCAACGAGCUGUCAGGCCUGCCCAAGGUGCGCCUGAUCCGCGCGAACAAGAGAGAGGGCCUGGUGCGAGCCCGGCUGCUGGGGGCAUCUGCGGCAAAAGGUGACGUGCUCACCUUCCUGGACUGUCACUGUGAGUGCCACGAGGGGUGGCUGGAGCCGCUGCUGCAGAGGAUCCACGAAGAGGAGUCGGCAGUGGUGUGCCCGGUGAUUGACGUGAUCGACUGGAACACCUUCGAGUACCUGGGGAACGCCGGGGAGCCCCAGAUCGGCGGUUUCGACUGGAGGCUGGUGUUCACGUGGCACGCGGUUCCCGAGAGGGAGAGGAUGCGGAUGCGAUCCCCCAUCGACGUCAUCAGGUCUCCAACAAUGGCUGGUGGGCUGUUUGCUGUGAGUAAGAAAUAUUUUGAAUAUCUGGGGUCUUAUGAUACAGGAAUGGAAGUUUGGGGAGGAGAAAACCUCGAAUUCUCCUUUAGGAUCUGGCAGUGUGGUGGGACUCUGGAAACACACCCGUGUUCCCACGUUGGCCAUGUUUUCCCCAAGCAAGCUCCCUACUCCCGCAGCAAGGCUCUGGCCAACAGUGUCCGCGCAGCUGAAGUGUGGAUGGAUGACUAUAAAGAGCUGUACUACCACCGCAACCCCCGCGCCCGCUUGCUCCAGAACCGAGGGCUGAAAAAAUACUGCUUUGACUACAACCCUCCCGACGAAAACCAAGUUGUAGGACACCAGGUCCUUUUGUACCUCUGCCACGGGAUGGGCCAGAACCAGUUUUUCGAGUACACGUCCCAGAAUGAGAUACGCUAUAAUACCCGCCAGCCGGAGGCCUGUGUGGCUGUGGAGGCAGGAAACAACGUUCUCAUCAUGCAUCUCUGCCAAGAAACAGCCCCCGAGAAUCAGAAGUUCAUCCUACAGGAGGAUGGCACUUUAUUUCACAAACAGUCCAAGAAGUGUGUCCAGGCUGCGAGGAAGGAGUUCAGCGACAGUUUCGUGCCACUCUUACGAGACUGCACCCACUCGGAUCAUCAGAAAUGGUUCUUCAAGGAACAUGUGUAACAAAAUGUCACCGCACCAAGGAGCCUGGAAAGGAGAUCUCGGGCCCAGGACUCUGCGCCCAACAAAGACUUAGUUAAGUACAAUGAUCAUUUUGCCAUUUGUGAAAGUGUUGUUGGAUUUAGUAAAAAUAUAAAUAAGCUUUGUAUUGAUUUUGAAAACCUUAAAAAUGUUCCGAAAUAUCCUAUUUUUAAAGGGUAAUCAUAAAAUGUUAAACCUUGGUAUUUGGAGAAUUAAACCCUUGUAAUAUUUUUCUAU
Molecule: messenger RNA, 1530 nt
Organism: Propithecus coquereli (Coquerel's sifaka)
Lineage: Eukaryota; Metazoa; Chordata; Mammalia; Primates; Indriidae
Gene: GALNT12
Product: polypeptide N-acetylgalactosaminyltransferase 12
Exons: 10
Coding region: 1-1275 (424 amino acids)
Cellular component (GO): Golgi apparatus
Source: RefSeq, a predicted model, not a curated record